Molecule: messenger RNA, 1297 nt
Organism: Nothobranchius furzeri (turquoise killifish)
Lineage: Eukaryota; Metazoa; Chordata; Actinopteri; Cyprinodontiformes; Nothobranchiidae
Gene: ngb
Product: neuroglobin
Biological process (GO): response to hypoxia; oxygen transport
Molecular function (GO): oxygen binding; heme binding; oxygen carrier activity
Source: RefSeq, a predicted model, not a curated record
GGAGGCAAAGAGGAGAGAGAUAGCAGCCAGUGUGACAGAUAAGAGCGUGGCAGAACUUGUCUUCCUGACUGCACCGUGGGUCGGGGAAAUAGAGAACAAGUGGAGCAGAGUGUCAGGCUGCAGCCUGCACAACAAACACACUCACACACACACCCACAGAUACACACACACUCACAUACCCACAGAAACAGACAGACCGCUCCAGAAGAAGUUCAGAGUGAGGACUGACCUCAAAAAGGUGGGUUGGAAGAAGUUUUUUCUUGUUUCUCUUGAUCUGAGCCUCGUCCUGUGCUGGAGUUGUGUUCCUCACCUACUGAGUGUUUAAAGGGACAAUGCUGUCAGUGAAAGACAAGGAGCUGAUACGAGACAGCUGGGAGAGUCUUGGCAAGAACAAAGCCCCUCACGGUGUCGUCAUGUUCUCCAGAUUGUUUGAGCUGGACCCUGAGCUCCUCAGUCUGUUCAACUACAGCACCAACUGUGGCUCUAAACAAGACUGCCUCUCUAGUCCCGAGUUCCUGGACCAUGUCACCAAGGUGAUGCUUGUGAUCGAUGCAGCAGUCAGCCACCUGGAUGACCUCCACUCCUUGGAGGAAUUCCUGCUCAACCUGGGAAAGAAGCACCAGGCGGUGGGAGUCAGCACGCAGUCGUUUGCUGUGGUGGGGGAGGCCCUUCUCUACAUGCUGCAGUGCAGUCUGGGCCAGGCCUACACGGCGCCGCUGCGUCAAGCCUGGCUGAACAUGUACAGCAUCGUGGUAUCGGCGAUGAGCCGAGGCUGGGCCAAGAACGGCAAGGACAAGGCCGACUGAAGCUCUCAGCGGGAGCUUCUGAAGCAGUUUGCUGUUGAAAGUCAUCAGCACGGUUACCAUGGAACGAGGUUGUGUAACUGUGCAGCACUGUGGCUUCGGCUGCUGUACAUUUGCUCUGUGAGUUGGGUUGUUUAGCGUAGCAGAUGUAUGGUAGAGUUGCACUGUAAAAAAUCAGGCCGACUGAUUGCAGAGUUUAUUUUCUUCGCUGUGGAUGUUAAGCUUCCGGUCCCCGCCGAUGCACAGCUGUGAGAGUCAUCCGGCUUGGUUUGUCCAAAUCUGGACCCGUAAUCUGAAAUCAACAAGAGAAAGUAUAAAGGCUCUUUGUACAUAACAGCUUUGAUAUAUCUCUAUCUUUACUCCAACAAUAACAGUGACUUUAGUGGUCGUUGUGAUGUGUCUUAGUAGAGUUGCACACUUGUGAAACUAUACAUAUAUGUAUAUAUACAUAGACAUAUAUAUACAUAUAUAUAUAUAUAUAUAUAUAUAUAUAU